AUGAAGCAGAAGACGUGCGAGCUCUGCUGCGGCGAGGCGGCGGUGUUCUGCGAGGCAGACGCGGCCUUUCUCUGCUGGACCUGCGACGCGUCGGUCCACGGUGCGAACUUCCUGGUCGCUCGCCACCUCCGCCGGGUUGCCUGCGCGAGCUGCGACGCCCUCUGCCCCGCCAACCACGUCCUCGAUCGCGCGCGGCGCCUCUGCGCUUCAUGCUCCCCCGACCAGGACCACUCCGACGCGUCCUCGUCCUGCUUAUCUACUUCCGAGUCUUCCGCCGCGACGGCGCCGCCUCGCCGGUCGCCCGCGGCGGUGGCGAAGAGGCGGCUCGGAGAGGCGGAGGCAGUCCUGCUCACUUGGAGCCGACGGAUGGGGCUGCGAAACGUCCGGCGCUGCUCCGAAGCGGCGGCCCGGAUGGCCGCCGAGUGCAGCAGAACGAAAGCGACACUGCCUCUUAAAGUGGCCCUCGCGGCCGCGCUGUGGUCGUCCAUCAAGCGAUUCGAGAUCGAGGCGACGGAGGCAAAGUCGAAGGCCGGAGCAGAGGCGCUCCGAGGGCUGGAGGCGAGCUCCGGCGUGCCCGCGAGACUGAUUGUGACCGCCGAGUGGAGGAUCGCCCGGCGAGUUCGAGUCGCGGACGCGGAGGAGGGCUGGGCCGAGUGCGCGUAG
Molecule: messenger RNA, 663 nt
Organism: Zingiber officinale
Lineage: Eukaryota; Viridiplantae; Streptophyta; Magnoliopsida; Zingiberales; Zingiberaceae
Product: B-box zinc finger protein 32-like
Exons: 1
Coding region: 1-663 (220 amino acids)
Molecular function (GO): zinc ion binding
Source: RefSeq, a predicted model, not a curated record